This is a messenger RNA of Monomorium pharaonis (pharaoh ant), 3963 nucleotides long. RefSeq lists its product as uncharacterized. Gene Ontology annotation, molecular function: nucleic acid binding; zinc ion binding. NCBI's taxonomy places the organism in Eukaryota, Metazoa, Arthropoda, Insecta, Hymenoptera, Formicidae. The record is from RefSeq and is a predicted model, not a curated record. Bases 1575 to 3260 code for a protein of 561 amino acids. The transcript has 2 exons.
UUAUAGAGUUUCCCCGACUUUUUUUUUUAGUUAGUAUUUAUUCUGGGUUCCUUGGGUCUCCCUCAAUCCCCUCCCCCAGACGGAACUCCAAUCAUUUAGCUCCUCUUUGCUGUGUAACUCCAUUUACAUUUUAUCGUUAUAUCUUUAGGAAAGCUUUGUUUUUUUUAAGUUUAGCAAUUUUUUCUUAUAGAUCUCGACGAGCCGAGCAACUUUGGUCCUCUCGGCCAACCUCGUAUCUCUUACCGUUUGGCCGGCGCAAUUUUUUGAAAUUUGGAAAUUUUGAAUUUUGGUUUUUUUUAAAUUCUGGUAUUUAUUCCUUAUAGAACUCGACGAGAGGAGCAACUUUGAUCCUUUGGGCCAACCCCGUAUCUUUUACCGUUUGGCCUGUGUAACUCGAUUUACGUAUUUCCUUAUUUUUCUUUAUUUAGUUGGAUACCCUUACAUUUUUGAAAGUUUAGUAAAUUCUCCUUAUAGAUCUCGACGAGCCGAGCAACUUUGGUCCUCUUGGCCAACCUCGUAUCUCUUACCGUUUGGCCGGAUUAAUUCGUUAAAGUUUUGAAAAAUUUUGAAAUUUAAUAAUUUUAACUUUUUGCAUUUUUUCCUUAUAGAACUCGACAAGGCGAGCAACUUUGGUCCUCUUGAAAAAUCUCGUAUCUCUUACCGUUUGGCCGUUCUAAUUCGUUGAAGUUUUGAAAAAUUUUUUAGUUUUACAAGUCAAUUUUAUCGGAAAAAUAGCACUUUUGUCAAUUAUACCAAUCGAUACAGAAGGUCAAGAAACGCGUUUUGGCACCAUAAAUUUUAGAUCGAUUUUUGGAAUUUUUGGAAUUUUUUUGAAAUUUUUUUAAGUCCCUAGUCUUAUGAGUGGUUGAAAAAAUCGGUCAAGUUACGACUAUACCAAUCGAUUCAGAACGUCGAAAAACGCGUUUUGGCACUACAAAUUUUGGACCGAUUUUUGGAAUUUUUGGAAUUUUUUUGAAAUUUUUCUAAGUCCCUAGUCUUACAUUUGGUUGGAAAAACCGGUCAAGUUACGACUGUACCAAUCGAUUCAGAAGGUCGAGAAACGCGUUUUGGCACGACAAAUUUUGGACCGAUUUUUGGAAUUUUUUUUGAAAUUUUUGAGACCUAACCUUUCGAGACGAAACUUUAAUAUUCCAGACCUAACCUUUUUCCAGACCUAACCUUUUUGAGAUUUAACCUUUUUUAAUAUUCCGCUGUUUUUCAAGAUUUAACCUUUUCCAGACCUAACUCUUUUUUUUUGAGACCUAACCUUUUUUUUUAGAUUCGACUUUGACCUUUGGAGACCUAACUCCCCCUCUUUGAAGUUAGGUCUCGACUUUGGGUAUUUUCAAUGAGGUGGUUGCGGUUUGAUUGGCAGUCCUAACCGAGUUGGGUUUGGGUUGGGUUAGGUUAGGUUAGGUUAGGUUAGGUUAGGUUAGGUUAGGUUAGGUUAGGUUAGGUUAGGUUAGGUUAGGUUAGGUUAGGUUAGGUUAGGUUAGGUUAGGUUAGGUUAGGUUAGGUUAGGUUAGGUUCCCUCUCGCGGUGCGCCACCUUGUCGUGGUGAGAGGGCUCCCCUGAUGGUCCUUGUGGCCCCGAUCCCGGGUGGACUUGUCCGCUUGGGAGACGGGCCGCGGGCCGUCGGGGGUCUAAGAGCGCACCGUACGGCUUCGGCUGUACGUGUACGGGAGGGAGAGAAGGAAAACUCUGUAAAACCCGGUGAAGGACACACUGUCAACAAACCAAAUUUAUGGAAGAUGCCCAAAAAGAAGAAGGAUGUUACCGGCCCAGGGGUACUCGGAGCCCCAGGGCCCGGCGCGCAGGGGGGUAUAGUCCCGGCCCCCCCCGCGUCGUCAUCGAGCGGCGGGCAUCUUGCGUUAGUGGGGGUGUCCGGAGCCUCGUGGAAGAGGCUCUGGUCCGGCGACGGGGAUAACGUCGUCGAGGGGGUGGUGCGUGCGGCCCUGGUGCGGGACGCGCGCUCUCGCGAUUGGGACGGCCUCGUCCAGGCGUGGGACGAGGUCUUCCUCAGGUGGCGGGCAGAUGGGGGGAGCGAUGCGGUCAUGGUGGACCUCAUCGCUCGCCUAGUCUGGGACCGAGAGGGGAGGGCCGAGCACUUCAAGGAGAAGCGUGAGGCCCUCCUUGAAAGGUGUCGGGAUCUCGAGGAGGAGAUCAGGGGCCUGCGCGAGUCCCAUGAGAGGGAGGUCCGGGACCUGCGCGAGGCUCUUAAUGGUGAGGUUGCUCGGGGUCUGCGGGAGGCUGUCGGGCAAGGGCUCCGGUCCCGGUUGGAGGGUCUUCUGACCCGGAGCCCCGAGAGAGUGAGCCGGGGCACCGGCUCCGGGCAUGUGGACGUCGUUAACCGGCGAGUUGGGCCGGGGCGUCCCAUGCCCGGAAAGAGGGUCUCCAGGGGGACUGAUCCCGUAGUGUGGGAUCCGCCCCCUGGGGUUAAGGUAGUGGACCGCUGCGUCGGCACGGACCCGGUCGGGUGCGUGGACCGUUCGGUCGGCCCCGACUGUCCGGGCGGCCGGCGCGCGGUCGACGAGAGGGAUCCCGCUUUAGGGACGUCGGGGGGCGGGGGGGACACUGGCCAAAACGCACGGCCUUGUUCCCCCCAACCUCCGAGCGAGAGGGGUGGCCCCGGGUCGGGCGCCGGGAGGGCAGUCAUGUGCUUCCGGUGCCUGGUCCGGGGCCACAUUGGGCGUGACUGUCGGGGCCCGUAUCGUGGCAAUUUAUGCUAUCGGUGCGGGGCUCCGGGUCACGUGGCGAGGGGGUGCAGUGGGGCACUUAGGUGCCCAGUCUGCGCCGGUUCCGGGGGGGUCGCCGACCACAAGUUGGGGUCGGCGAGCUGCCCCGCCCGGCGGUCGGGAGGACGGCCGUGUAAGGGCGGUGGCGGCGAGGCGGAAAUUCCGAGAGAGGAAGAGGGCCGUCGGGGGUGGGGGGUUUGCCCCCCUCCCCCCCCGGCGGCCCGGCGAGCGGGCGGGGCUGGCUCGCGCGGGGCGUGGGUGGGGGGGACUUGUCCCCCUCCCCUGUACGGGAGGGCCCGGAAGCGGGCGGACAGGGCGGGACAUGGGGCUUCCGCGGGGCUGGAUGAGGGCCCCGCGGGACCCGCGUUGUUGGAGGUGCUCGCCGGGAUCGCGAGCAGUGUCGCGAUCCUGGCGAGACGAGUGUGGGGGGGCGAGGGAUGCGGCGUCACUCGUGGGCGUGGCUCCCUCGCUCUUUCCCGGCGGGUGCGCGGGAGCGGGGUCAAGUGGCCCCCUCCGCGCCCGUAGGCCGGUGUUGGUGGUGGCGCGCCGGUUCCGGGUCCCUUUCUGGGACCCCCGGGACCGGCGCGCUGGAUGGGGGGAUGGCCCGGGGGGGGCUAUCGGGACGGGCCGCUCGCGGCCCUCUCUCGUUCUCCCCCUCCUGAGCGGAUGGUGGGGCGGGGCCCUCGCGGUGUGAGCGAGAGUCCGCGCUCGGAGGGACGGUGGAGGGGGGGGCGGAGCGACUGGCGCCUGGGCUUACGCGCCUCCUUGUGAGGGGCGGGCCCCGUGCCUUGCUCUUUGGCCCCCCUCCUCAUCGAAGACGCGCCGCUUCCGGUGGCGGGGGCGGUGGCGUCACGGGAUGGAACGGGCGGGGCGGUGCCGCGUCGUACUUAACGACGGCGGCGCCGCCUCGCCCGCCCCCCGGCCCGCGUCGUUUACGGACGCCGGUUGGGGUGUGAGUGGGCGGGUUUGCGGGCGAGCGCGUAGUAGUGCCGCCCGCUUACCCGCCUCCCUCCGCCCGGUCCUGGGGAGUUUGGGACCGGGCGAGAGGCAUGAUGCUGCGCGCCCCCCCCUCUGAUUCUCUCCCCCACGUCGGGGAGCGGAGGGAGGGGUGCGCAGUCGGGGGAGGCGGCCUUCGCGACAGGUUCGGGGCGGGGACCGGGAUCCCCGCUCGGCCGACCGACCCCGACGGGAGGGAAACCCGGGGGGUGGAUGGCCCCCUUCGGGUUGA